Molecule: messenger RNA, 2756 nt
Organism: Salvia miltiorrhiza (redroot sage)
Lineage: Eukaryota; Viridiplantae; Streptophyta; Magnoliopsida; Lamiales; Lamiaceae
Product: beta-amyrin synthase 1-like
Exons: 17
Coding region: 287-2572 (761 amino acids)
Biological process (GO): triterpenoid biosynthetic process
Cellular component (GO): lipid droplet
Molecular function (GO): beta-amyrin synthase activity
Source: RefSeq, a predicted model, not a curated record
CAAAUAAAUACUCUCCCACUGAAAAUAUAGUUCUCUGCCAAACCUACAAUCUUCGGUGCAAUCAUCAAUUUCAGAAUUAAUUAAAGCUUAUUUGGUGUAAAACCACAAUUUCAAUUCCCACCAAAAGUCAAGAAUUUUUGGCUAAUUAAAACGUGAGUAGUGUCGAUUAUCUCUCUAUAUAUUCAGCAAUUACAUUUGUGGUUUCCACCAUCAUCUCUUCUCAAUCUCUCAAUUGGUGGCUUCUAAUUUCCUAUCAAUCUCAGUUUGGAAAUAAUCAGCAUAUAUAAUGUGGAGGCUGAAGACUGCAGAAGGCGAAGACGGCCCAUACCUUUACAGCACCAACAACUACGUCGGCCGGCAGACUUGGGAAUUCGACGCCGACUACGGCACGGCGGAGCUCCGGGAAGAGGUCGACAAAGCCCGCCGUGAUUUCUGGGACAACCGCCGCGAUGUCAAGCCCAGCAGCGAUCUCCUCUGGCGGAUUCAGUUUUUGCAUGAGAAGAAUUUCAAGCAGACUAUACCCCAAGUCAAGGUGGCCGACGGUGAAGACAUCACCUACGAAGCUGCCUCCGCCACGCUCCGGCGAGCCGUCACUUUCUUCUCCGCCUUGCAAGCCAGCGACGGCCACUGGCCGGCGGAGAACGCCGGCCCUCUCUUCUUUCUCCCUCCUUUGGUCAUGAUUACGUACAUUACCGGCCAUCUCAACACUGUUUUUCCGGCAGAGCAUCGUCGCGAAAUCCUCCGUUACAUUUACUGUCAUCAGAAUGAAGACGGCGGGUGGGGCUUCCACAUAGAAGGGCACAGCACGAUGUUCUGCACCGCGUUGAACUACAUUUGCAUGCGUAUAUUAGGCGAAGGCCCCGAGGGAGGCCUCAACAAUGCCUGCAGCAGAGCAAGAAAAUGGAUUCUUGAUCAUGGCACCAUCAAAGCCAUCCCUUCUUGGGGGAAGACUUGGCUUUCGAUACUAGGAGUGUUUGAGUGGAUAGGAAGCAAUCCAAUGCCCCCUGAAUUUUGGCUGCUUCCAUCUUUUCUUCCUAUGCAUCCAGCAAAGAUGUGGUGCUACUGUCGUAUGGUUUACAUGCCGAUGUCAUAUCUAUACGGGAAGAGGUUCGUGGGCCCGAUAACUCCACUCGUGUUGGAGCUCAGGGAAGAGCUCUAUGAUCAGCCUUAUGAAAAGAUCAAUUGGAGGAGCAUUAGGCAUCUCUGUGCCAAGGAGGAUCUCUACUACCCUCAUCCAUUGGUUCAAGAUCUGCUCUGGGAUAGUUGUUACGUAUUGACCGAGCCUCUCCUGACGCGUUGGCCUCUCAACAAGCUGAGGCAGAAGGCGCUUGACGUCACAAUGAAGCACAUCCACUACGAGGAUGAGAACAGCAGGUACAUCACCAUCGGGUGUGUGGAGAAGGUGCUGUGCAUGUUGGCUUGCUGGGUGGAGGAUCCCAACGGGGACUACUUCAAGAAGCAUCUUGCAAGAAUCCCGGACUACCUGUGGCUCGCGGAAGAUGGAAUGAAGAUGCAGAGCUUUGGCAGCCAAGAGUGGGACACGGGCUUCGCGUUGCAGGCGCUGCUAGCUAGUGAUAUGGCCGGUGAAAUAGGCGAGACGCUGAGGCUAGGGCACGACUUCGUGAAGAAGUCUCAGGUUAAGGAUGAUCCCUCCGGCGACUUCAAGAGCAUGUACCGCCACACUUCUAAAGGCUCGUGGACGUUUUCAGACCAAGAUCACGGGUGGCAAGUGUCUGAUUGCACCGCGGAAGGAUUGAAGUGUUGUCUUCUGUUUUCAAUGAUGCCUCCUGAAAUUGUGGGGGAGAAGAUGGAAUCUGAGGGGCUCUACAAUGCUGUCAACAUACUCAUCUCCUUGCAGAGCAAGAAUGGUGGCUUAGCUGCUUGGGAGCCUGCAGGAGCCUCGGAGUGGUUAGAGUUGCUGAAUCCCACAGAGUUCUUUGCUGACAUUGUGAUUGAGCAUGAGUAUGUGGAGUGCACUUCAUCGGCUAUCCAAGCGCUCGCCUUGUUCAAGAAGCUGCACCCUCACCACCGGAAGAAGGAGAUCGAGGCUGCCAUCCCAAAGGCUGCCGGCUACCUCGAGGAUAUCCAAAGGCCGGAUGGCUCGUGGUAUGGGAACUGGGGCGUCUGCUUCACGUAUGGCACUUGGUUCGCCCUCGGGGGACUGGCUGCAGCCGGCAAGACGUAUAGCAAUUGCGCAGCAGUUCGAAGAGGUGUUGAGUUCUUGUUGAGUUCACAAAGAGGUGAUGGUGGCUGGGGAGAGAGCUACCUCUCCUGCCCAAAUAAGGAAUACGUACCACUGGAACACGACCGGUCGAACUUGGUGCAUACUUCAUGGGCUAUGAUGGGUCUAAUCCAUUCGGGCCAGGCUGAGAGGGACCCCACACCACUCCACCGUGGAGCUAAGCUUCUGAUCAACUCUCAAUUGGAGAAUGGUGAUUUUCCCCAGCAGGAAAUUACUGGGGUUUUCAUGAAGAAUUGCAUGUUGCAUUAUGCAGCAUACAGAAAUAUAUACCCACUAUGGGCUCUAGCAGAGUACCGCAAGCGUGUAUUGUUACCAUCAAGAACUUGCUAAAUACCAUAUAUUCCACUUUAAAUGUAUUUUAAUUUUCAUUUUUUAAUGUGCCUUUAUACCUUUUUUUUUUGAGAGAGAAAUGUACCUUUAUACAUUUGAAUAAGUUAUUUGUUCCAUUUUUUAGCAAAGUGAUGUUGUAUUAUAGUAAAUAUUAUACAAGGAAAUAUAAAUGUAAUUCAGUUUA